AUCAUCGCCCCCCACAUCGCGCAGGAUUUCCCAUUGCCGACCCCAAGGAAGCUUUGAGGAAGAUGAAGAUGCCCCAGGACACUGAGGCAGAGCAGGAGCUGAACAUGGAGAGCAGGGAGGACAAAUGCCCGCGGCAGAACCUGGUGGAAGAGGCUGUUUUGAGCGGCUCCAUGGCGCAGGAAGCCAACAGGGAGGAAAAGCCCCGGAGAUGCCGCACGAGGAGGGGCUGCAAACACAGUUGGCGGGGAUCUGAGGGGGAAAGAGCCAGCCUGGGCCGGGAAGGCAGCCGGAGAUGGAGCCAGAGCUCGGAUCUGGUGCUCCAUGAGCAGCUCCAUGAUGGGGAGAAGCCCCACACGUGCUUGGAGUGUGGGAAGGGCUUCAGGUGGAACUCUGAGCUGAACAGGCACCAGAGGACCCACACUGGGGAGAGGCCCUACGAGUGUGGGGAAUGUGGGAAGAGUUUCAGCCGGAGCUCCCACCUGAUCAUGCACCAGAGGAUCCACAGGGGGGAGAGACCCUACAAAUGCGAGGAGUGUGGGAAGAGUUUCAGCCAUAACUCCAGCCUAAUCAACCACCUCGUGAUCCACACUGGGGAACGGCACUAUGAGUGUGGGGUGUGUGGAAAGAGCUUCAGCCUGAGGUGCAACCUGAUCAAGCACCAGAUGAUCCACACAGGGGAGAGGCACUACGAGUGUUCUGAGUGUGGGAAGCGGUUUCAGACCAGCUCUAAUCUUCUCCGGCACUAUCAGACUCACACAGAGGAUAGGCCCUUCCAAUGCCCCAAGUGUGGGAAGGGAUUCCAGCACAACUCCCACCUCAUCAGACACCAGCACAUCCACACUGGGGAGAGGCCCUACGAGUGUGAUAAAUGCAGGAAGAGGUUUCAGACCAGCUCCAGUCUCUUCCUGCACUAUCGGAUUCACUCAGAGGAGAGGCCCUUCCAAUGCCCCGACUGCAGGAAGGGAUUCAAGCACAACUCCACCCUCGUCACCCACCGGCGCAUCCACACUGGGGAGAGGCCCUACGAGUGUCCCCAGUGUGGGAAGAGCUUCUCACAGAGCUCUAACUUGACCCAACAUCAACAGAGGCACCACUGAGGGAAGCCCUGCAAGUGCCCCCAGUGUGGGAAGAACUUCGUGUGCUGCUCCAGCUCCAUCCCCCACUGGAGGAGGCACUUUGGGCACAGCCCUGGUCACUCACCUUCCCUGUGAUCCAUGUUGGGAACACACCGGGCUGCUUCUACUUUUGGUUUGGCUUAAAUUUUCUUCUGCUUCAUCUUCAUCUCUUCAAAACCACCAAAACAGGGUUAAAUGAAAUAAAUUGAUCAAAGAUGUCUAAAGUCCCAAAAAUUCAGAGUUUUUUAAAGGGGAAUUGAUGGUUUGGGGACAAUAUUCUGGAGGAUUUGUGGGUUCUGGGGGGAUUUUGCACAGUAUUCUCCAUCUGUUUGCACUCCAAAAGCCAAGAGUGUCACCUCAAAACAACUGAAUCCCACUGAAAAGAACUGAAUUUUAAUUCAUACAGUCCCAAUCCCACUUCAAAAUGCCAUGUUGGCACCUCAAAAAAACUCAAUCCCACAGCAGACUCACUUGAUUUCACAGCUGCCAGGGUGAGAUGGGGUUGGAAGGAGAUUGGGAGAAGUGGGAUCCCAAUUUGAAGU
Molecule: messenger RNA, 1657 nt
Organism: Melospiza melodia melodia
Lineage: Eukaryota; Metazoa; Chordata; Aves; Passeriformes; Passerellidae
Product: zinc finger protein 239-like
Exons: 3
Coding region: 63-1097 (344 amino acids)
Biological process (GO): regulation of transcription by RNA polymerase II
Cellular component (GO): nucleus
Molecular function (GO): RNA polymerase II transcription regulatory region sequence-specific DNA binding; DNA-binding transcription factor activity, RNA polymerase II-specific
Source: RefSeq, a predicted model, not a curated record